CACAUGUGAAUAGUCAAUGCAGCAGUCCGUGUUGCUGCAUUUGCGCAUAUACCCUCUUCAUUCACAGUCUCUGGUCCAGCUUGGCUAGAUUGUGGUGCCCUUCGCCCACGCCCAACGCCCUGGAAAACAUCCGAGCUCCCAAAGGCCAGCUUCAUCACUUCGACUGCGCGCUUGCCGACCCCCGACAACGCAUGUCCACCCCACUGACUGUCUACCUCGCCGCGAUAGUAUAAUCAGAAAGGUCCGCCAUGGCCUGGCAAUCACCCUCGGCCAUGAAUGCGGGCGGUACGAAUGGCGGAGGUGAUGGAGGUGCACCAGCAGGGACCGAGUACACGCUGCAGGGAGUUAUGCGCUUCCUCCAACUCGAAUGGCAUAAUCACGAGCGCGCGAGAAACGCCUGGGACAUUGAGCGCGCAGAAAUGAAGGCAAAGAUUGCAAAACAGGAGGGCGAAGUGCGGAGCGCGAAGAAGUUGAACGACCAGUUGAACAAGCAUAUUCGCAUGCUAGAACAGGCUCUGGUGAAUGAGCGGAAGAAAAAGGCCUCUACAGCAGGAGGAGAUGCUCAAGUCGCAGAUGACAAGGACUCCAAAGGCAACAAGAGUGGCAUCAAUUCCAAAAAGCCGCAGAACAAACACCACAAUUCCUUCCUAGACGUCGACCCCGAGUUCCUCGACCGAUCAGACGCCGACCGAGACAAUCUGCGGGAAAAAUCAAAGCUCUACCUCACGAAAUGCGUCGAAGAGAUAACUUAUCUUCUAACGCCUCCACCGCAGCCCCCGCCUCAACAACAGAACCUCCACGCGUUUGGGAAUGGUACCGGAUUUCAUGGUGAACCAUCUAUGGAAGACAUGUACCUCCAGCAGCAUCGGCAAAAGCUACAGUCGCACCUGCCUACUAUGCCCGGCACAUCAAUGCCCAACCAUCAGCCCCCGAGUAUACCUGUAUCCUCUGAGCUUCAGAGCUUAGUAAAUCAGCAUCAGAUCCAUCACGCGCCACAGAUGACCCGGGAACCAUCGGGGCAGCAACCACUUUCUCAGCAGGCUAAUAUGACCCAAGAGUUCCUCGGACAACAACCUCCAGCACAGGGGGCACCGCAUUAUUCCUCGGUUCCUGAAGAGCAUGUAGAAAAGUUAACGCAUACCUACGACAACCAUGGCCGUCAAAUACCGAACCGUGACGAAGGCAACCCCGCUGCUACUCAACCCGCGGCAGAUGAUACAGGAGAUUGGACUUUUGAUGAACCAAUCGCUGAAAUGUCUCAAGAUGGACCCCCUCAAAGGAGGCCGGACACUGAAGAGUUCCCAUCAGCAAAUAACAUACCUGCCAAGUCUCCACCACGAGCAGGCAAGAAUCUAAAAAGAGACACUAAGCGGAGAUUAAGUAGCGACCUGAAGGGACAAGAAAUUACCGCACAGCAGACUGCAAGAACGGAUCCCCAAAGUUUCAAGGUCAGGUUUGCACUCCGUGGCCACCUCGAUGUCGUUCGCUCCGUAGUCUUUACCGGAGGUGGUAGUCCUAGCGAACCAGAAAUCUGUACAGCAGGUGAUGAUGGGAUGAUUAAGAGAUGGAUGAUACCCGCAAGUUACGCAAACCAGCACAGCAUGAACAACGACCUGGACAUCGCACCAUUCUGGUCACACAGGGGUCACGAAGGUGCCGUCACAUCAUUAGCUGCAUGUCCUGCCUCCGCCCAUUUCUCAACUGGCGGCCGAGUGUCUGGCGAUGGGUGGAUUUUCUCCGGUGGUCAGGAUGCAACAAUCCGCGUUUGGGAACGAGGGCGAGUUGACCCGAAGGCUACACUUGACGGCCAUACUGAUGCCGUUUGGACUGUAUGCGUGCUUCCCACCACCUGUACAUCGGUCUUCGGAGCCGAUAGCAGCAAUUAUGGAGGAGCAGACCGGAUAUUACUCGCCUCUGGGUCCGCAGACGGGACCAUCAAGAUAUGGGCAGUCAGUGCACCUCCUCAAUUAGUCUCACCCCAGACUGGAUCAAGACGCGGCGUUGGAGGCAGUCGAAGACACUCAGUCACCUCUGGAUCAAACCAUCCGUCAUCACCGCAGCCUAGUGUUGCUACUUCUACACCUUUUCACCACAUGCUUAUACAUACCAUCGAGCGCGCGACACAUCCCUCACCGACAUGCAUCAGUCCGCUGUCUCCAUCUGGAGAGAGCUUUGUUGUGUCUUUUACCGACGCGUCGAUUCUUGUUUACGAUACGCGGACGGGCGAGGAACUUAUUGGCAUGGCUAGCAAUGAAUCUUACGAUGGCACACCGGCUACUGGCAUCACGUCAGUGGUGACCAGCUCACAAUAUCUAGAAGGCCCAUCUCAAGAAGCAGGCCGGAGCGGGUCUGACGAGGAGGGUAUACAUGGGCCGACAGGCUCCAACAGUGGUGGCGGGCUCGAAGGCGUCAUCAUCAGUGGGCACGAAGACCAUCUUAUCCGGUUCUUCGAUGCUAACUCUGGCCAGUGCACAUAUAGCAUGCUCGCCCACCCCGCCGCUAUCUCCUCACUCUCCCUUAGUAAAGACGGCCGCGAAGCUGUCUCUGCAGGUCACGAUGCCUCCAUUCGCUUCUGGUCUCUCGACAAGCGUAUCUGCACCCAAGAGAUCACCGCACACCGAAUCAUGCGCGGCGAAGGCGUAUGUAGCGUUGUGUGGAGCCAGGAUGGCCGCCUUGUCGUUUCGGCAGGUGGUGAUGGGGUGGUCAAGGUCUUUGCGAGAUAGGGUCUUUGCAAGGUUGGCUAUGGUUUCCCUUAGCCCGCUUCCUUCUUGCGACGUUCUGAUUUGCGACUGCAUUGUUAGCUGCACAUAUCCCGAGCGUACCUUUUCAAGCCAUGGACCAUGUUGAUGGAAUGAGUGAUGGGAUAUGGAUAUGGACAUGGGGAUUUUUUUUAACUUUUUGGCGCCUUCAUCUUACUCCUACCUUACACUUCUUGUACCAACCGACUUCUACGCGUUCUUUAUUGGCACAGAAUCGUAAUGCAUGGUUGGGCGCGUCACUUUGGCAUACUUGGUGCUAGUGGGUUUGAUCUCCUACCUGUACUAUACGAUUGAGCUGAAAAGGGUUGAAAGUGAGGUCAGACAAUAAAUGUCAAUUGUGAUUCGCUGAAUGCCAUUACUUCUGUGCACCUG
Messenger RNA from Cucurbitaria berberidis CBS 394.84, 3131 nucleotides. RefSeq names its product striatin Pro11. NCBI's taxonomy places the organism in Eukaryota, Fungi, Ascomycota, Dothideomycetes, Pleosporales, Cucurbitariaceae. Bases 249 to 2723 code for a protein of 824 amino acids. The record is from RefSeq and is a predicted model, not a curated record. Gene Ontology annotation, molecular function: protein binding. The transcript has 4 exons.